Molecule: messenger RNA, 1909 nt
Organism: Anthonomus grandis grandis
Lineage: Eukaryota; Metazoa; Arthropoda; Insecta; Coleoptera; Curculionidae
Product: brain-specific homeobox protein
Exons: 5
Coding region: 405-1307 (300 amino acids)
Biological process (GO): regulation of DNA-templated transcription
Molecular function (GO): DNA binding; DNA-binding transcription factor activity, RNA polymerase II-specific
Source: RefSeq, a predicted model, not a curated record
CUUUGGGCAAAUAUUGGCCGGUUAGCGUUCAGGCCGCUAUUUGUGUUCUAAACGAGUUGACAGGCUGUUGUCAGUGGUUUAAAGAUUUGUGUAUUUUUUGAUGGUGCAACUGUGUGAUUAUUAUUCAAAAGUUGUUUAGUGAAUUGUUAUUUUGGUAUAAGGUAUUGCUGGAUAAAAAUAUCAAUUUUAUCAAAACACUGGAAGAGAGAUAUUUAAACAUCUUGGCUUAACAAAAUCGUAUAAUUUAUCAUACAGCAAUACUUACCUAUAUCAAGAAAAAAAUUAAUCGAUAUUUAUACCAGUUUCGAUGCAUGUUUUGCCUUGGCACGCAAUAAUGCUUUAGGUCGAGCCCACAACAUUUCUAUUCCUGUCUGUGACAUAACGUAAAAGACAGUGCAAAAAAGAUGAGUCGUAAAGACUACGUGCAAGAUUCCACAAAUUUAUCCCAUAACAGGACGAGUUUUUUGAUCGAAGACAUCCUCUACCGGCAAAAAAAUGCAGAAAUUGACAAGAGUGAUAAACUGUAUCCGGUACUACCACCGUAUCCUUCCAAUGGAAUCCUUAAAAAACCUUUAGAAAACUGCGUUCACGCAAGGGCCUUUCACGCGCCCCAAAAGAAUAAUGAAAAUAGAAAAACUGAAGAGGCAACGUUGUAUUCUGGGUAUUCUGGUAAUAAGGAGUUCGGGAACGUCCAGGGAUAUUUACCAUCAAACUUGGUUCAAGGCGGAAUACAUGGAUUCCAGUCGACGGAUAGUGGAUACAUUCAAGUAAUGGGAGCUUUAGGAGCUUAUUUAGGAACACCAUAUAAAAAUAUGGGAGAUCCAUAUUUUUUAACACAAGGAAUUCCAUUUCAUCACACGCUGUUUGGAGGUACACCCAGUGAAAUAUCCCUAAAUGCCUUAAAACACUGCAGACGAAGAAAAGCCAGGACAGUAUUUAGUGAUCCUCAAUUAACAGGAUUAGAAAAGCGGUUCUCUGCCCAACGGUAUCUUUCGACGCCAGAGAGAGUGGAACUGGCAAACGCCUUGAAUUUAAGCGAAACCCAAGUGAAAACCUGGUUCCAGAACCGAAGAAUGAAACAUAAAAAACAACUGAGAAAAAUACAGGAGGAAAAAAAUGGCGGCGGCAAGAAGGGGGAGUUGAGCGAUAAGAGCAGGUCGAUUGUACAUGAUUCGCUCUCUGUAGCAGGAGCUGAAGUGCAAGAAAGCAGCUCCGGAUCAAACACCGAUCUCAGCGAUUGCGACAGCGAUAUCGAUAUCAUCGGAGAUACUAACAAACAAAUGGUAUACACGUUUAGGGGAACUUAGAACAUAUUUUAUUUUUUGUUUUACGUUUAAAAACCAUUUACUUACUACUUCAUGCAAUUUCCAGUCGCGGCUCGUGGGAAAAAAAGUAGGUGAAGAUCUGCAUGGCCCAGAAAAUAGUAUUAUAGUUAGAGCUGACUUACCUAGUUUUUAUAAAUCAAGUCGAUCCUUCGGUCCUUUAGGGAAGCGAAUCGGUUAAUAAUAUCCUCGUAAAACGGAUGUUGCAUUUGCAUAAGUUCUUUUAGUAGUUCUUUAUGUAGUGAAAUAAUAGCCAAACUGGAAAGUCUUUCUUGUGAAAUAGUAUUUCUUGUAAAUGUUUUUAGCCUUUUUAAACAUGAAAAACUCCUUUCUACGGACACGCUUGUCAAUGGAAUGGUGAGAAUUAGACAAAAUAAAUUAUAAGCUUCCGUAAAAAUGUCUUUAUUUGGUUUUAAUUUUAUUAUUAGUUCUUGCAAAUUCACAUUUUUAUAAUUUUCAUCGGCAUACAGAAGGCGAAGUUCAUUUUUUAGUCUUUGUUGUUUUGUGAACUUUGUGCCAUAAAAUUCUAUUAAAUUUUGAAAAUUGUCCGAAGGAAAUGUUAAACUGUACGUUUCAAACUUUGUUGA